CGCAUCUCGCAUCUGAGAUAUUUCGUUGUUUCGUGGUGGUGAGAUAAAAAAAUGGCAGCCCUCGAGGAUGUUGUUGCUCUGUAUCAGAAUUUAAAACGCGAAUGGACAAAAACGCCGUGUAAUUUGAAGAAAUGUGGUGAAUUGCUCAACCAAUUGAAGAUCAGUCUCACUCACCUCAUGUUCCUUCCAACGUCAAAUAGCACGGCCAGUCAAAAUGAAUUAUUAAUUGCUAGAGAUAUAUUGGAAAUUGGAGCACAAUGGAGCAUUGCCAGCGAGGAUAUACCUUCAUUCGAGAGAUAUAUGGCGCAACUAAAGUGUUACUAUUUCGAUUAUAAAUCCGGUUUGAUGGAGUCGGCUUACAAGUAUCAACUUCUCGGUCUCAAUCUCUUGUUUCUGCUGUCGCAAAAUCGAGUCGCUGAGUUUCACACAGAACUGGAACUUUUGCCAUCUGAUCAGAUACAGUCAAAUGUUUACAUAAGGCAUCCUUUAAGCUUGGAGCAGUAUUUGAUGGAGGGUUCGUACAAUAAGAUUUUCCUAGCAAAGGGUAAUGUACCUGCCGCAUCCUAUAAUUUCUUCAUAGACAUUUUAUUAAAUACUGUUCGUGAUGAGAUCGGUGCAUGCAUGGAAAGUGCAUACGAUAAGAUUUCCAUUCAAGAUGCCGCAAGGAUGCUCAAUUUGAGCACGGAGAAAGACAUAAAAAUGUUUGCUACCAAGAAGAAUUGGAAUCUUUCCAAAGACGGCUAUUUUUAUUUUACCACGACUAGCGAGAAAAAAUCUGAGGAGCCUAUCCCGAGUUCCGAAUUGGCAACGCUCGCGAUAGACUAUGCCCGAGAACUCGAAAUGAUUGUGUAAUUUUCAUCAAAUACUGCUUUACGCAACUUUCUUGUAUCUUACUUGGUUAAUUAACACAUUUUGCUCUCGUGCAAUGUACAAUAAAGUCUUUUACAUAUAUGUACGUA
Molecule: messenger RNA, 959 nt
Organism: Solenopsis invicta (red fire ant)
Lineage: Eukaryota; Metazoa; Arthropoda; Insecta; Hymenoptera; Formicidae
Gene: Rpn12
Product: 26S proteasome non-ATPase regulatory subunit 8
Exons: 3
Coding region: 52-852 (266 amino acids)
Biological process (GO): proteasome-mediated ubiquitin-dependent protein catabolic process
Cellular component (GO): proteasome regulatory particle; proteasome regulatory particle, lid subcomplex; cytosol
Molecular function (GO): toxin activity
Source: RefSeq, a predicted model, not a curated record